AUGUCUGAGCACGACGACUUCGAUUCCCCUUUGACAAACAACUUUGUAGACGCAGCUGCCGAGAUUUCGACAACAAGCGACAGUCAGCUACAAGACAGUAAAGAAGACAAGAAGCAGAAUGGCAUCUUUCAAGAUCUCGGGUUUUACGUGGCUCAGGAUGACGCUCGUCAAGAGCUGGAGCAUCUGAUUGAAACACACGGCGGAUCAGUGCUUAAAGAGCUUCCCUCGGGCAAUUCCAGCAAAGAGUACGUUGUUUCGCCUUCAAAUACAGCAGACUUGUCCACAGUACACCCCGACUACAUCCGGAACUGCUGUGCAAACAAUGUGCUCAUGAGACUCAGUGGCUACCUCGUUCCCUUUUCUGACUUCCACGCAGAUACGCAAGGCGGAGACAGCGGGGACGACAGGAUCGACCCUAGAGUCGGGAACAAUAGUGGUGCCUCAGUAAAUUCAACAAAGGAGACGGAGCAAACUAAUUUUGGGAACACUGGCCGCGAGCAAGGCACCAGCACUUCACCUGCGAGCUCGUCGCGCGCAGUUGGAGCAUCAUCAACAGAACAGCCAUCUGAGCAGAAGGAGCGCCCUGAAGGCAACCGCCAGGUUACAAACUCACUUAGCCCAGAUCCUGCGGCUUCAGUUAUGGUAAGUGAACAGUCCACGGCACAGUCAGCGGCAGAAAUUGCCGCUGAAAAAUCGAAAACAGUACCGAAAAACGAGCCUGGAAAGGAACGUUACGUUCCAGCACACAACAAAGCCAAUUUCACUGCCGAGGAAGACAACUUCAUUUUAGAUGUUGUUCGUAAAAAUCCUUCAAGAAGGACUACCCACACUCUGUUCGACGAAAUUUCACGCUUCGUCCCCGCUCACACAGGGAAUUCGAUAAGACAUCGUUACCGCGUGUAUCUUGCCAAAAGACUCGAUUACGUUUACGAAGUUGACAGCCAAGGUAGGCUGGUUCGAGACGAAAAUGGCGCUCUUAUAAAGACAACAGUGUUACCAAAAGCUCUCAAAAAGAAAUUCGUUGCAGAAGAGGACUACGACCUGGCAAUCAGCAUCAAACGUCAAUUUUACCAAGACGUGUAUCAAAUUGAUCCAGAUACUCGCAAAUCCUUGAUCAGCGAAGACGACGCUCCAAACGAAGCCGCCAAAAGAGCGUUGACAAUGGAUGCAAAUGUCGAGCCUGGAGCAGAACCAAGUUUGGGAGACUUUAGAGUCGGCGAAAGAAGAGGACCUGUCCCACGAGAGUUUUUCAAAAUUUUUGCACAAAAUCAUCCUACUCAUACGGAAAAUGCUUGGAGAGAUCGAUUCAGGAAGUUUCUUCUGUCAUACGGAAUCGACAAAUACAUCGACUACUACGAACAUGAGCUAGCCCAAGAUCGCACCCCUGAAGCCAUGAAGAAUUUCACAAAUAGGCUCAAGAGAUCGGGCGCACCCACACCAGGCAACUAUAGUGGACUUCCCAAGAAACCUAAAACCUCUAAGGACGAAAACUUGCCACAAUACCUCACAUCACGCGCUCAACAGGCUGCUGCUUUAGUAGCGGCGAGUGGGAGGGGUGUUGAUCUCAACUCGAGUGCACUAGGAAUGGGAGACAUGGAUCUUCUGGACGAGGAGACUUUGAAUUUCAUCUCUGGUUUAAGACGGGAUUUGUCUAAAAUAGAAUCUGCGGGAGGAACUGCUUUUGAGUAUCCCCAAGAAAUAGCAGAAUCUAUUCGAAACGAUUUUGCAAACGAGGAAACGCAGUUUGACAACAUAGAUCCAGAUACAGUCUCAUUUCCUCCACCAAUUGCAUCUAGCGAUCUAUUCAUGCCUCAAUUCUUUGCUUUCAAGUCUACUAGAGAAUUUUUGGAUAAGAUCAAUGACAUAAUCUCGCGGGAUUAUGAAGCUUCCCAGGCUGAGAAGCUCGUUCAAGAUUUGUGUGAAGAAGCAGGGGUACGGAAAACAUUCAGCACUGGUAUACUAACUGCACUUUCUGGGGAUCUUAUGGUAUUUCCUCGAUAUUUCCUGUGCAUGUUUAGCAUGAACGCCAAUCCACCUUUGACUGUUCCCGGGAUUUGGACUCGAGAUGAUGAUGAGAUGCUGAAACAAGGAGAUGAUAAUAGCCUAAAAGCUUUGACCGAAAAGCAUGGCAUAGGUAGAAUUGAGAUGCGCCGGAGGUUCAUCGCCAGCGACCUUGUCUAA
Lachancea meyersii CBS 8951 is the source of this 2181-nucleotide messenger RNA. NCBI's taxonomy places the organism in Eukaryota, Fungi, Ascomycota, Saccharomycetes, Saccharomycetales, Saccharomycetaceae. The record is from the annotation of a GenBank genome assembly.